AUGGAUUCCCUGGUGGAUGGGAACCACACCACAGUGACAGAGUUCAUUCUAUUGGGCUUAACACGUGAUCCAGUCCUUCGAGUCAUCCUCUUCAUCAUCAUCCUGUGCAUCUACCUGGUGACCAUAGCUGGAAAUCUCUGCACAAUCCUUCUCAUCAGAGUCUCCACUCAGCUCCACCACCCCAUGUACUUUUUCCUCAGCAAUUUAGCUUUUGCGGACAUGGGCCUUUCAUCUUCUGUCACACCCAACAUGUUAGUUAACUUUCUGGUGGACAAAAACAUGAUCUCCUACCAUGGAUGUGGCAUCCAGAUGUGUACAGCUUUCCUCUUUGGGCCAGUUGAGUGCUGUCUUCUGGCUGCCAUGGCUUAUGAUCGCUUUGUGGCCAUCUGCAACCCACUGGUGUAUUCAACCAAAAUGUCCACACAAGUUUGUUUCCAGUUACUUAUAGUAGCUUUCAUAGGUGGUUGUUUAAAUUCUUCAUCCUUUGCUAUUUCUUUCGUUUCUCUAGUGUUUUGUGGGUCAAACAUAGUUAAUCAUUUCUUCUGUGAUUUUGCUCCUCUACGCGAAGUUGCCUGUUCUGAAGUUAAUGCCUGCAUACUUCUUGCCACAUUUGCUGCUUCCUCCAUCCUUGUGAUCACAGUGAUUAUCAUAGCCGUCUCCUACAUCUACAUCCUCAUCACCAUCCUGAAGAUGCGCUCCACCGAGGGCCGCCAGAAAGCCUUCUCCACCUGCACCUCCCACCUCACUGCAGUUGCUCUGUUCUAUGGGACAGCUAUGUUUGUUUAUGUGAUGCCCAAAUCCAGCUACUCCACUGACCAGAACAAGGUGGUAUCUGUGUUCUACAUGGUGGUGAUCCCCAUGUUGAACCCCCUGAUCUACAGUCUCAGGAAUAAUGAGAUCAAGGGGGCUCUGAAGAGAGAGCUUGGGAGGAAAGUGUUUACUUAG
Molecule: messenger RNA, 945 nt
Organism: Dipodomys ordii (Ord's kangaroo rat)
Lineage: Eukaryota; Metazoa; Chordata; Mammalia; Rodentia; Heteromyidae
Product: olfactory receptor 502-like
Exons: 1
Coding region: 1-945 (314 amino acids)
Biological process (GO): sensory perception of smell; G protein-coupled receptor signaling pathway
Cellular component (GO): membrane
Molecular function (GO): odorant binding; G protein-coupled receptor activity; olfactory receptor activity
Source: RefSeq, a predicted model, not a curated record